GAGACGUUUGUUUUGGUUAGACUUUGAUAUCAAGCAGCGAGCUGUUUGUUUUGGUUAGACUUUGAUAUCAAGCGGCGAGCUGUUUGUUUUGGUUAGACUUUGAUAUCAAGCGGCGAGCCGUUUGUUACUAUGAAGCUGUCUCUGCUAGCACUCACACUAACGGUACUGGGUACACAGUUUUCAGGAUCUUUGACUCUACAUACACUAGACGAAUACUGCGCCAGAAAGCUGCCUGAUAACGAGCGAGUCAUCCCGAAAUUAAGUGUUUACCAGGUUAUCAAGUUCUGCAGUGACCCCACCGGCUACACUGAAUGUCUACUGGCGAGACGAAGCCAAACCCAACAGGACGAGACGUCAGCCGUUAAACUCUUCGAAAAACAAUUUCCUAACCCGUAUGACCUGGAGAGUGCGGCCUACCUCUUCUGUACACAGGGGACAUUUCCGUUGAUCGAGUUUCUAAGAGAGGACUUCAAGCUCAGGUCUGACUGUGAAAAGGCCGCUGACACUCGGCAGUGUGAGAUCGACGCCACCUCAGCCGACAGACUUAAAGACCUGGAAGCAGCUUUUGCUGCCAACAAUCAGGCCGACAUUGAGAAACAUUCCUGCAAGCUGUCACUAGACUACAUGAAGUGCAUCCAUGCCCAGUACACCAAAUGUAACCCAAAAUACGACACGUUUUUCCUCUACAAGUUGGCUCGUCUUGGGCCGGUCUGCCUAUCUGAGCACAACUUCCUCAACAAGCUAGUGACCACAGACCAGUGCAAGAGUCAGUACUCAACCAGCGGAGGCGGAUCCUUUAGAACAGGGGUGUGGUCUUUCAGGACAUGGGCGUGGCUGGUGUUUGCAGCAGGCGUUCGGAGUGUUUACAAACAUAUCUUAACUUUGGCCACUUAAUUUUCGGCUCAGAUUGUAUGAAAUACGGCCACUUUAUUUUUUAGCCUAAUUGUUUGAAAUCUCGAUACAAUUUUUUUCGGCUAACACUGUAUCUAUUUAUUUCCCCUACUAUUUACUUAAAUCAAGCAUUUUAUUCUUGAAACGUUUGAAAAAAAAGUAGUCUUUAAAAUUGCUAAUAUGAGCAACUCGACUAUCAUUAACCCUAUCCUUAACCCUAUCCCUCAUCCAAACCCUUCCUGAUCCUUAUCCCUUUUUAUAACCCUAGCCUAUCCACAUCCCUGUGGAUUACAUGUAACCUGGGAUAUUUCUUGGUUGUUCAAUCCUAGAAGUAGAAGUUGUGGCUGAUAAUUGACUCAGCAAGAUCAAAUCAUCCACGCUAACAAACCACCACUACUGAUAUUCUUUAGCUACAUAUUUAAUAUUCCAAUUGUUGUUUUUAUUCUUACAGAGGUGGAGAACAAAAUAUUUUUUUAAAUCUCUUUGCUCCUGUUUGUUAUUCUCUUAUCUUUAAUUAAAAUAUAUUUCAACAGCCAGAAGUUUCUUUACGUCUUUUUUUUUUUGCUACGGCAAAUGGCGUUCGUAUAAAAU
Messenger RNA from Physella acuta, 1482 nucleotides. RefSeq lists its product as uncharacterized. NCBI's taxonomy places the organism in Eukaryota, Metazoa, Mollusca, Gastropoda, Physidae. The record is from RefSeq and is a predicted model, not a curated record.